Messenger RNA from Fusarium coffeatum, 1398 nucleotides. RefSeq lists its product as uncharacterized. Gene Ontology annotation, molecular function: protein binding. Bases 1 to 1398 code for a protein of 465 amino acids. Lineage: Eukaryota; Fungi; Ascomycota; Sordariomycetes; Hypocreales; Nectriaceae. The record is from RefSeq and is a predicted model, not a curated record. Gene Ontology annotation, cellular component: COP9 signalosome. The transcript is spliced from 5 exons.
AUGUCUACUUCAAACUCCCUCGCGAUCUUCUUCAGCCAACAAGCUAGCAUUGGUGGCAUUGUUGUUAAAGAACAGCCCAAACUCGACCUCGACCUCUACAUCUCGAACUACACCGGUCGAACAAGAAUCGAUCGUCUCUUGCAAAUUGGAAAGUCAUCGGUUCCACUAUGCGUUGAUGCACUCAAGCUCGCCAUAGCUGAGGCCAAGGCAGGCUCAGAUGUGAGCCAGUAUAUCGAAGCUUGGGGUUGCUUCCGUCAUGUAGCCCCCCAAGAACCCGAGGCCGAGAGAGAUCAGGCAUGGAUUGAUCGAGUCGAACAAUCGAACAAAGCCGAGACCGCACGUCUCGAAGCCCAGCUCAAGCAGUACCGUCAUAACUUGAUCAAGGAAAGCAUCAGGAUGGGCAACGAGGAUUUGGGGCAGCACUUCGAGAAAACCGGAAACCUAGAGGCAGCGGCAGAAGCAUACAACCGCAUGCGACAGGAUGUCACAACCACCAAGCACAUCAUUGACUGCGGCAUACACCUGGUCAAUGUCUACAUCGCCAGGCGAGACUGGACUAUGGUUCUCAAUAACCUUGGGAAGAUCACCGGUGUUCAGAGCGGCGACGAAGAACGAACGUAUCAACCUUACACGAAACUUGUAUCCGGUAUCGCACUCCUUGGGUUGAAGCACUACCAAGACGCAGCCAAAAACUUUCUGCAAGUUGACUUCACUCUACCCUCAGCGCAAUACAAUCAUAUCGCCAGUCCGAACGAUAUUGCGGUAUAUGGAGGGUUGCUUGCUUUGGCGACAAUGGAAAGAAAGGAACUACAGACUCGAGUGCUGGAGAACCAAUCCUUCCGUUCAUUCCUGGAGAAUGAGUCCCACAUUCGCAAGGCAAUUAGUCUAUUUGUCAAUGGCCGGUAUUCAAACUGCCUAGCCAUCCUUGAGUCCGUUCGGAAUGAUUACUUGCUGGAUAUUUAUCUACAACGUCACGUCUCUGCGCUCUACUCGCUGAUCCGGAACAAAUGCAUCGUUCAGUACUUUAUUCCCUUCUCAUGCGUCACCCUUGAGAACCUCAACAUGGCAUUUGCACCAGAAGGAGAGUCGGUAGAAACCGAGCUUGUUGCCAUGAUUCGUUCGGGAACUCUCAAGGCCCGCCUGGAUGCAAAGAACCAGCUUCUUAUCGCUGUCCAACCUAAUCCUCGGCUUCAAAUGCAAAAGCAGGCCCUUGACGUCUCUCGCCAGUACGAGCAAGAGGCUAAGGACAGGCUUCGCCGCAUGAAUAUUGUUGCUGCUGGUCUGGAGGUUGUCGGCAAGAGACAGCCACAUUCAGGCCCCGUUGGUCGUGGAAUCGACGAGCAGUGGUAUGAUGAUGCCAGAGCACCUGGUCAGCCAGGCAGAGUUGAGGCAGCUUAG